CAGUUUGAAUCCUGCUGUUUUUGUGACUGUUGUUUUAAUGUUUAAAUCUUUUUGUCACUCUCUCUAUGAGAUUGGCUUUUCUAUUUUUUUUAUGGCUGCAUGUAAAUCUUCUUUAUCCAUAAAAUGUUUGUUUUUUUAAUCUCGUGAAACAUGUUGCAUGUCAAUGUGGUGUGUGGUAGCGUAUUGGGCAACAGCUUUCUUUUGAUGUUGCCCAACAUGUAUAACCAACACUAGUUUCAUAAACAUAAACAUAAACUGUACUAUAGGUCAAAAGGGAAUACUUAAAGGGACACUGUGUAAAAAUUACUCCCAUCUAGUGGUACAAUUGUAUGUUGCAUUCAAACUAAUAGUGCUCGCUUGUUCAAAAACUACGGUGGGCAGUAUGUGCCAAGAAGCUGUGUCAUGACAUCCAAUACUACCUCAUCGAGUCAUUCAAGUGAUGAUGAGGUUCGUUAUUUCAAACAAAUUUCAAACUGCAUUGAUUCAUUAGUGUAAGCUAAUGAUGUAUGAGUAAUUAUUCCUCGAGCAAGAUAGUGUAUUAUUUCAGUCAUCAUUCACGCUGGCUCAGAGUGCAAACCCUAACCCUGUACCACGUAGUGCUUUUUGUCCCUCUCGGCAGUUCAUAGACCGGAAGAACAUGGAAGCCUCCAUGAAGCUUACCCGUCCUAUGUAACUACAUAUUAACUAUUCUUCGCUCAGGAGGAUAAGUGAGAUUUUUGGCAGAGAUAAUUUUACACCAAUGAGGACUUACUUAUGAAUGAAUACGUUGAUUUGAGGUAAUAAAUGACUUAAAAUAUUACACAGUGUCCCUUUAAUAGUGUACCUGUUCUGCAAGUUUAGUAGAGAGUAUGCAUGACUAAUAGAUAAACAUUGUAAUAUAUGUCCUUAGACAGUUUCAUUGUGACAAGAGGUUGGCGUCAUGAUUCUGGUGGGUUGGCAGAAACUAUUGUAUGACAGUGCUUGUUAUUACCCCUAUAUGUGGUAUCCCUUCAGCCCUUUGGAUUUCUACAUAGAAGGCAGGUAACCGGACUCUAGUCUUUCUCGUCUACUGGCUGGCUUACAGAUUCGCUUCUAGUGUUUAAAUUAGCUCUAACCCUAGCUUGGCCAUGAACACUUUUCACGCAUUAGCUGGGCAUAUAUGUGCCUGGCUUUUGUGUUAUUGUUUUCAUAAGUGUGUGUGUGUGUGUGUGUGUGUGUGUGUGUGUGUGUGUGUGUGUGUGUGUGUGUGUGUGUGUGUGUGUGUGUGUGUGUGUGUGUGUGUGUGUGUGUGUGUGUGUGUGUUUUUGUGUGUACAUGCAUGUUUUUAUGUAGACUGAGAGUGACACAUGACACAUUGAUAGUGUGGAAUGCAACCCUAUGAGAAGAAGACAUAAACAAUGGAAGAGGUGGAGAGAGGAACAGAAGGAACAGAAGAGAGAGAGAAGGCAAGAGAGGGCGAGACACAGUGGAGGAGAGGAAAAACCAGUGUGGCAGGUUUACGUCACUGUACAGCAUUCAUCACGCAGGCCUGAUGGACGGAAAAGGCGCGGCACGGACAGGGGGCCCGACGUUCCUCAUGUUGUGUUCUGCGUGAGCCCAGCGCUACGGUGCGCCACCAGAGGCAAAAGGAAAUGUGACGGUGUUGCCCUGGUAACCCAGAUGGGAGGCUUUGUGCCUUAGCCAGGCAGGUGUGUCUGUAAGUUGACACUCGCAUGCGACAGUGAGUGCAAGCAGCUCCCAGCUCAAAAACACUGUCAGGUAGGCCGAGAGAGGACAUCAUAUGGCCCCCUGUAGAUGACGGCAUUGAAGGCUGUUGUCCGAAGUCAUCUUUGCCAAUGAGGAUUCAACAGAUCAGUAUCUUAAACCUGGAAAGACAAAACACAGAACUCUUCAGAAGAGGAGACCAGAGAAGCCCUUUUUGUUGUUUUACCGCAGAAGGGGAAAGAGCAUCCACAGUGUCACUGGAAUUCCAUGGUGGUUGAAAUCAUACGUGCCCAAGUGUGCAGCUACUCUUGGUAACUAUUGAAAGACAAUUAUAAGAGUGCUGCUGCCCUGGCACUCUGUCAACUGUCUAUGCCCUUGGAAUAUUGGCUCAUGACAACACAAACUGAGUGGAGAGCAGACGCAGGCUCACAUACAGCCCAACCCUGAGGAGCAGCAUUCACUCCUUCCCAGUGGUAUUUGUUAUUACCCCACAGGGGGCUUUUUUUCUUUAUGCUUCCGGACAUGGACAUGCCUCUGCUCUCCAAUCCUGUGAGUGAGUACAACAAGAGGGAGACUGGAGCCCAUGUCAUAGUUGACUCUGAAAGUGCUCUCUUCUACAGACUCACGCGCAGUGCAGGCAACAGGAGAGUCAUGCCAGCAGACAAGUACCGGAGCCACAAUAAGUAUUUUACUGAGAGGGACGACCCGAUCCCUGGCAUGAACAGGCAAGAUCACAUCCUUUGUAGAAAUCCAGCCUGGCCUGCCAAUCGAUCGGGUAUCGUUACUGUAAGCGCGGACAGGCAAACAUUGUCGUCUGACUUGAUAAGCCAGAAUUACUCUGAAAGCCAGGCACCUUGCGUACGGGGAAGGACUGAGUGGAGGAGGGAUUUCCUACCAAGCAGGAGCAGAAGCUUGGACUGGAGAGAAGCAGCCCCCUGCCCGACCCAGGCCUCGAGGACCGGACCUCUGACACUUACUUCAGGUUACCAAGCAGGCCUGGUUAGCAACAGGUCCGGGAGUUUGGAGAGAGGAGGCCCCAGAGACAGAGCCAGAGCCAUGGUCACUGAGGGCCGUGUCAUGGCAAGAGCCAAUUCUCUUAACUCUGGCGGUUUGGCCAAUGGCCAUGGAGAGAGAAUCUCAGUGGGAAGAAAUCUAGAACCAAGAAGGGGACUUUCGGGCUAUGCUAUGGAGAAAUGUGAAUGGGGCCAAUCUCUCCCCGUCAGGAUAGGAGGAGGCCAGAGUAUCUGGGAGAGAAUUGAGAAGCUCUACCCCUCCCAGGACCCCAGUAAAACUAAGGGAUUUGUUCGUACAAAGUGCCUAUCAAUCCCUAUUGGAGACUGGCCACUGUAUGGUGGAGAAGGACGUGCCACUACAGCUAGAGGCGAGGCAUUGAGCCCUAAUUCCUCUUCCUCCAUGGAUAACCCUACUACCUAUCAAAGUCGACUGUGCUAUGAGGGGGGAUCAGGGGGGACGUUCCCUAGAUGUUUCUCAAGGGGAGCAACAAGCAGCCUUGAGUUACAGCAAAACGGUAAAUCCUCUUCAUCAUCACCUGAUAGUAAAAGCUCAAGCUUCAAUUCAGAAGAGUCGAUACCUUCAGUGUCUCCAGUGCCAGAUUAUACUUGGAGGAGAACCUCAGGGAGGCAGUGGCAGAGUAUGCUCCUAGAGGGACGUAGUGUUCAGUGGGACAGAGGUACACAACAGUUAGGCACCAGGUCUCUGGACAGACGCACAGCCAAUUUCACUAAGACGUGGGCUGUGCAAGAAGCGGGACUUGUGCCCUGUGCCAUCAGAAAACCACAACCUCCCCUAGAGGAGGAGUCUUCAGUUCCCUCCCCGAACGAGCCCGGACAUACGGAUGGGAGGGCAGGGAGAAGUGAGGAGGAGAAUGGGACAGCAGACGCCGUUGAAGGCAGAGGUGGUGUGGAAACAGCAGGCGGGACAAGCCACAGAGUGAGCAGCGCUGAGCUGAGAAUGAGGUCAACGGAACCAGAAAAAGAAAAGAAAAGAAAAGAGAUGCAGAGUGAUGCCAGAAUGCUUGGAGAGAAAAUGACAGACAGGGAAGGAAAUGGAGCAGUGGAAAGUAGCAGCGUGGCCGAGGACGUGUUUGACUCAGGCGCUCCACACAUCGCCCUCGGACCCACGGUGAAGAAGGCAGCGCCUCAGAAGCUGAUCAUUCCCUCGGCGGCCAGCGUGAGGAAUAAGAUCCACCAGUUUGAGAGUCUGAGUCAGAGAGCUGUGGGCUCCGCCGCCGGCCAGUUCCCCAAGCCCACCAGGACCUUCUCCGUUCCAGUCCAGCCCAGUUGGGUCAGUGGGGGGGUGAGAAGGAGUGCAUCAGAAAAAGCGUUGAGCAGGCUCAAGGGAAAGAGGGAGGAGGUUGGAGAGGGGACAAGGUAUGAGGAUAAAAGGAGAGAGGAGGAAGAAAACAUAUCAGAGGGCAGCUCAGGGAGACGCAGACAAGGGAGUCUGGACAGGAUUCAAGAGAAGUCUCAAGUUGCACAGAGAAGCUUGAACCAGAGGUUUGAAUUUAUGGAGGAGGUAGGAAAAGGAAUGAACAGCAGAGAUGUUGACGUCGUUGAAAGCAGAGACGUGGAGGUUUUUGGUAAAUAUUCAAUGCCAAAGAAUGAAAUGGAGAUCCCUUUGAACAGACAAGCCAGAAGCAAAUUAUACAUAGAUGAGACAGAUGUCUGCAAAGCCAGGCCAAGUAGGGGAGAUGCUACCUCCACUCUUACAUUAAACCUUCUUCAUCACCUUGACCCCUCCCUCAGCAGUCCAGAGCUAAUGGGGGAUCAGAACCAAUCUAUCUUAGGCAUGUCUUCCGAUGUCGGCGACGGGGACAAUACUCCGACCAACAUUUCCCUGGACUGGCCUUUCCUCUCACACCACCCACUGCCAGGACAUUCCACUCCCACUAGCACCACCACCAUUGAUGGACAAGAUGAGAGCGGUUACAUUGCCUCUGAAAUCUAUGAGCAGACACAUUCAACACCAGAGCCAAGUCCAUACAGGAGCCUCGUGGACCUGGCCCCUCCUGUCGCCACCGAUCCCCAUCGCAAGGGGAAGAAACGGAACGAGGACCUGAAAGCCUGGGUGGCCAGCGUGAACCAGAAGAUUGAGGGCUGGAGCGACGAUGAUGAGGAGUAUGAUGAUGAUGAUGAUGAUGAUGAUGAUGGCACAGAGAAAGAUGAUGAUUCCAACUAUGAUUCAGACUCGGCAGACUCCUCAUUGACUAUAACCAGUAACAUGAGCCAAUCGGAUCGCAGGAGCUUCUCUGUGAGCCUUGCAGACCUGUGUAACUUCGGCGGAGUGGACUACGAGUCCGGGAGUGAGAGUGAGGGGUGUCUCCCCGGGCGUCGCUCGGCCUCCCUGAGUUCCGACACCUCUGCAUUCUCCUGCGUGUCAGUGAUGCCCACCGAGGAGCUGGACCGCCUCCUGGCUGAUGUCAGGAGCCUGGACGAGGACUCUCUGCAGAACUACAACGACGUGGUGGUGGUGGUCCUCCAUAAGGACAUCGGAGUAGGGCUGGGUUUCAGCAUGGCAGGAGGAGCAGACCAGAACAAGCCAAUCACGGUGCACAAAGUAUUCCCCCUUGGGGCUGCAGCCCAGGAGGGCUCCAUGCGGGCUGGUUACCAGGUCCUGUCCAUCAACGGCACAACCCUCUGUGGCUCGGGACACUGGGAGGCCACCCGGACCCUGAGGAAGGCCAAGAGCCGGGGGAUGGGGGUGGUGGUCCUGAAGAGAAGAGGGGUCCUCGCUCCCUCUGCAGGAAGAGAGGGGGUGGAUGAGCUAGACAGUGCUCUGGUUCAAUCCAGAGACCCAGGUCAGCGUGUGUGUGUUCAGUUGGAGAAGCAGAGCAGGGACCUGGGGUUCAGCCUGGAGGGCGGAGUGGGCUCCAGCCUUGGGGACAAGCCGCUCAGCAUACAGAAGGUCUUUCAGGGGGGUCCAGCUAGUCAGGUGCUUCCUGGGGACGAGGUGGUGGAGAUUAAUGGUGUGGACACCACAGGAAUGAGACGCCUAGAGGUCUGGACCUUCAUCAAGAACCUGCCCCCUGGCCCUGUGGAUGUUAUACUGCGCCGUCCUUUAACGACAUUGCAUACAUAAAGGUGGAUGUAUCCUGGGUAUCACGGCAUCUUCACUUUUGCUUACUUUCCGGGCAGCGAUGCAAGACCAUGUGCCUUAAAGACUGUCACCAGUAACAAGUAGGCUUGGUCCUCCUACCAGCCACACUAUUUUAGAAGGAAUUAAGACAGGAGUGAAGGAGAAGCAGAAGGGACGAUGAAGGAAGGCAUAUUGUCAACAACAAAGCACUGAAGAAAAAGCCUCUUAGACUAUGGAUCACUGUUACAAAGGAUGUAAUAUAUUGUGAAUAGAAGACAAAAUAUGUUUAAAACUAUUGUGUGCACUUAAUAAAUCCUAAAUUAAGCAAA
Messenger RNA from Gadus macrocephalus (Pacific cod), 6107 nucleotides. RefSeq names its product pro-interleukin-16. Bases 2194 to 5781 code for a protein of 1195 amino acids. The transcript has 8 exons. Gene Ontology annotation, molecular function: cytokine activity; CD4 receptor binding. Lineage: Eukaryota; Metazoa; Chordata; Actinopteri; Gadiformes; Gadidae. Gene Ontology annotation, biological process: induction of positive chemotaxis; leukocyte chemotaxis. The record is from RefSeq and is a predicted model, not a curated record.